This is a messenger RNA of Lodderomyces margitis, 903 nucleotides long. RefSeq lists its product as uncharacterized. The record is from RefSeq and is a predicted model, not a curated record. NCBI's taxonomy places the organism in Eukaryota, Fungi, Ascomycota, Pichiomycetes, Serinales, Debaryomycetaceae. The transcript has a single exon. The coding region runs from base 1 to 903 and encodes 300 amino acids.
AUGGGUAAACCAGAAGCUCCUCCUACUUAUACGAACAGAUCAAGUGAUAUGGUAAGCCAUGAACAGCUCCCACAAUUAGUAAAGAAUGAACCAACGUAUUUUGAAAAUGCUAGUUCUAUAGGCUGGUCAGUCACUAUUAAUAACCGUUUUUGGAGUGAUGGAUUUAGAAUCUUUGUCAGCAAGGACUCAGCAGAGAAGUUUAAAGCUUUCAAAAACAACCCCAAUGAACAUAUAACAGAUACGUUUUUAAUUUUCAGAAAGUAUGCCCCCAAAGAACAUGGCAGUUUCAAUAUCGAUAAAGAUUACUUUACAUACUGUGAAGUGAGAAAAAAGUAUCAUAUGGGUUAUAACACCUUGGUUUUUGACUUUACUCCCGACCCCAAUUCUCCAAAGACCAAUUUUCAAAUCGUUAUGUUUGACCAUUCCAUCUUGCCUAUUUGCGACUACGUGUACAAGGGCCAAGUACACAGGUGGGUUGAUGAAAGUUAUACAAGGAAAUUCAAGUCGUGCUGUCAAGUCAAAUUUGGGUUUAAACAUAGUAUACUCAGACCUGGACAACCAUCUUUGAUUGAUAACUGGGAUGGACAUUCUUACAAGUUGGAGAAGACGAAACCAAAUCCAUAUAUAGGAUCAUCUUUUAAAAUGUGGUUUCGUCCGAAAGCAAGAGUGCCUAAGCCGGAAUACUACGGUAAGAAAUGCUUAGCUACAUUGGGAGAAGAAGAAUGGGGUUUCAAAUUGGGGUAUGGUGAGGUGAAAAUUGACGACCUGUAUAAUACAGACCCCAAUAUUGAUUACGAAAGCGUACUUUCAAUGCAUGAAGAUGCAUUGGUACUUGUUUGCGUUGCCACAGUGUUAAAAAAGCAAAAGAAAAUUGAAGAAGAUGCCAGAAAUAGCACAGCUUAA